This is a messenger RNA of Callorhinchus milii (elephant shark), 2240 nucleotides long. Its product is annotated as flavin-containing monooxygenase 5. NCBI's taxonomy places the organism in Eukaryota, Metazoa, Chordata, Chondrichthyes, Chimaeriformes, Callorhinchidae. The coding region runs from base 151 to 1761 and encodes 536 amino acids. The transcript is spliced from 10 exons. Gene Ontology annotation, molecular function: flavin adenine dinucleotide binding; NADP binding; N,N-dimethylaniline monooxygenase activity. The record is from RefSeq and is a predicted model, not a curated record.
AAGGCAAUCACAGGAAUUGCUUGUAGAGGUGGACCGUUCACCCACUGGAGAUCUGAGCAGGAAGUUUGAGAGGAGAGUGAGAAAAAAGAAGCCAAGUUAACAGGUCAUCGCCCACAAGUGAAAACAGGUCCUCUUGCUUGUGAGAUCACCAUGGUGAAGCGUGUUGCCAUAAUUGGGGCCGGUACCAGUGGGCUCGUGGCCAUAAAGAGCUGUUUGGAUGAAGGCUUGGAACCUAUCUGCUUUGAGAGGUUUGGUGAUAUUGGGGGCCUUUGGAAUUAUCAGGGUGAAGUAACACCAGAGCGGGCUAGCCUCUACAAAUCACUGCUUUCCAAUGUGUCUAAAGGGACCAUGUGCUUCAGUGAUUAUCCGAUCCCCGAAGAUUAUCCACUCUAUAUGCGGAGUGAUUCGGUUUUAGAAUACCACCGCCUUUACGCCAAACAAUUUGACCUGCUAAAGUACAUAAGGUUCAAGCACACUAUAACCAGUGUGAAGAAGCGUGCAGAUUUUGCCUCCAGUGGACAGUGGGAUGUUGUAACUAAAGAUGGCAAUGACAAAGUAGCAUCUGAAAUUUUUGAUGCUGUUAUGGUCUGUACUGGUCUCCAUACAGAUUCCUACAUACCUUUCGAUUCUUUUCCUGGUAUUGAAAAGUUCAGAGGCAAAUAUAUGCACAGCAAGGAUUUCAAGGAACCCGAAGUGUUCCAAGGAAAGAAGGUGCUCAUAGUUGGGAUUGCAAACUCGGCAGGUGACUUAGCUGUGGAAAUUAGCAAGCAUGCUAAAAAGGUAUUUCUCAGUUCAAGAAGAGGUACCUGGAUUAUGCAUCGCAUUACACAAGAUGGAUCCCCCAUGGACAUGGUUAUUCUCAAUCGAUUCGUAAUUUUCCUCCUGACUGUAUUACCUUUGUGUCUGAUCAACUGGUUUGCUAAAAAGACAUUUAACUUCCUGUUCAAUCAUGAUAACCAUGGGCCAGAGCCUGAGCACAGGUUUUUAAGCGAAUGCCCAAUGAUCAAUGAUGACUUACCAAGUUGCAUUAAAUCGGGAAAUGUUUUAAUGAAACGAAAUUUGAAGCGUUUUACUGAGACCGCUGUUAUCUUUGAAGAUGGGACAGUGGAGGAAGAUAUUGAAGUGGUUAUAUUUGCAACAGGAUACACCUACCGCUUUCCGUUUCUGGAUGAGAAGGUUGUAAAAGUUGAGAACAACCACGCUGGUCUUUACAAAUAUGUCUAUCCACCUCAGCUGGAGAAGCCAACUCUCGUCUUUAUUGGUUACAUCCAGCCGAUUGGAGCUGUUAUGCCAAUAUCAGAGCUUCAGUCACGUGGGGCAACGAGAGUUUUUAAAGGGUUAAUUAAACUGCCAUCUACCAAUGACAUGAUAGCAGAUGUAAUGAAGAUAAAGGAAAUCACUACUAAAAAGUAUGGUACCUCCCAAGGACAUGCGGCCCAGGUAGAUUGGAUAGCCUACUUGGAUUCAUUAGCUGACAUGAUUGGGGUAAAACCCAGCAAAAUGCUCUUCCUGAGUGAUCCACUACUCGCGUUUCAAAUUUUCUUCGGCCCCUGCACAGCAUUCCAGUACCGUCUAACUGAGCCUGGGAAAUGGCCGGAAGCCAGGAAGAUCAUCCUGACACAGUGGAGCCGAAUCUUCAGGGCACCCAAAUCAUGUCUUCUUGCUAACGAUGAAAAACAGUCCUCCAUGCCACUGAUGCUGCAACUAUUGGCUGCCUUUGUAGUAUUGGCAGCUGUUCUGUUUUUCUUUCUGGGGGCUUAGGUUGAGGCUCACUCAGAUCACUUAUUAGUUUGAGGUGGUGGUUGGCAUUUAACCUUGAUGGAGACAUGCGUCAUCCUAUGAACCUCUUUAACUUCUGUGUUUUUUUUUCCAAAAAGACGUCAGUGCCUUCACUGAAUUCUCUUAAAUUCUUAAUUACUAAUAAUUACUAACUUUAUCAAAUGCCUAUUACUUUUUUAUUCAUACAACAUCAGUACAUAUAUUAGGGUUGGGUGAUUAAAAUGGGAAGUGAGAAUUUUAUAAAUGUUUUAAUGAUGUGUCAUGGUGAUUUUGGAAUAUUCUAAUGGUGAAAAUUAUUCGUAACCCUGUAAUUACCAUAAUUUCCUAAUUGAAGCCGAGGUGGAUAUUUGAUCACUGUUACUGUUGUGGUGGUUAUGGACGGUUGAAUAACUUGUCAUGUGUCUUUAAAUCUUGUCCGCUUUUGAAAUUAAAUAAAGCAGCUUUCACAAAGCAAAAAUGUC